This is a messenger RNA of Andrographis paniculata, 2595 nucleotides long. RefSeq names its product probable E3 ubiquitin-protein ligase EDA40. The record is from RefSeq and is a predicted model, not a curated record. NCBI's taxonomy places the organism in Eukaryota, Viridiplantae, Streptophyta, Magnoliopsida, Lamiales, Acanthaceae. The coding region runs from base 287 to 2317 and encodes 676 amino acids. The transcript is spliced from 3 exons.
UUACCAACUCCAACUCCAACUCCAACUCCCCCCGAUUUUUAAAUACAGUAUUACUAAAAUUUACUAUAAAUUCACCGCAGGCAAAAAUCAACCACCAUUUCUCAUUUAUAAAUAAAUUUACAGAUAAGCAUGGCAGAGGAGGAGAAGGAGAAGGAGAGCAACGUAGGAAGAAAGUGACAGCGACUACGCUUUCACAGGCAUUUGAGAGCAGAGAGGAUGAUUUAGAGCAGAGAUCGGAGGAUAUAAUAGUAUAAGGGAGGCAGGGAGUUAGUGAGAGCAGACAACGAUGGUUUUAAAAUGGCGGAGAGCAUUUUGCAAGUCAAUUUCAAAGGAGGAUGAUACGAGAGGCUCACCGAUUAUUAAGGAGAAGUUGGAGCCUGAUCCGAGCCCUAGGCUUGGCUCUAGGUUUGGUGGAAUUUUCUCAAAUCCAUCGACGCCGCGGAUGAAGUCGAAGCCGGCGGUGAAUGUGUCGGUUCCUAGCAGUUCUGCGCCUCAGAGUCCGAAGCUUCGUUGCAGAACCCGAGAGAGUUCGGAUUUAUUCACUCAGAGUCAGAGCACACCUUCUUCGCCUCGAUCGCCAUCUGCGUUUAACUUGCUCAAAUUGAGUAUCAAUCGCGCACCAAAGAGUAGAUGCGGAAUUUGCUUACAGAAGAUGAACUCAGAACAAGGAACGGCGAUGUUCACGGCGGAGUGCGGCCAUACUUUCCACUUUCCGUGCAUGUCGGCGGCGGUGAACAAGCAUGGAGCCCUAACGUGCCUCAUUUGCAACUCCACAUGGAAGGAACCUCCUCUUCUGCCGUCCGAUGAACCCUACCAAGGACGAAUUAGAACUAGAAAUAGAAGCGAAGCUGUUGCGAGAGAUUCCAAUCCGAAGAACAGCUCGAGAUGUUUGUUGAAAGUCUACAAUGACGAUGAACCGCUUUCUUUCCCAGCCUUCGGCGUUCGAUUCAAUCCAAUAAUCGAAUCGGAUGAGAUAGACGAAGAAGAAACGGAUGAUUUUCCUAAUUUUCUAGCAGAGAGUUCUAGAAGCUUCGAGAUCUCUCUAUCACCGGAGGCGGCGUCGAUUUCAGUGACUAAGAGCAGCGAAACCUGCGCAGUUGUACUGAAAAUCAGAGCUCCGGCGGUGCCUGCGCGGAGAGCUCCGAUCGAUCUGGUUAUGGUGCUCAACGUCGGCCGGAGCAUCACAUUUGAAAAGCUCCAUCUAUUGAAGAAAUCAAUGAGGCUGAUGCUCUCGUCUCUCUCCGAAUCCGACCGCCUCUCCAUCGUCGCAUUCUCCGCCGCCGCUUCGAAGCGGUUGCUUCCGCUCCGGCGGAUGAACACAGCAGGAAAGAGAUCGGCGCGUCGGAUAAUCGACGCCGUCGUCGCAUUAGACACCGCCGCAACCUGCGCCACCGACGCACUCAAAAAGGCAGCCAAGGUAAUCUCCGACCGCCGUGAGAAGAAUCCGACCGCCGGCAUCGUCCUCCUCUCCGACGGCCACCGCAACGCCGCCGUCGUGUCCUCCACAACCUUUACAGGUAUUCCCCUCCACUCCGUCAACCUAACCGCCGCCGUCGACGCGGCCGACGGAAACACCUUCGCGAAAUGCAUUAGCGGUUUAUUGAGCGUAGCCGUACAGGAUCUGAACGUUAAGCUAGAAUUCCGUGCCUCCUCUGCUCCGGCGGGUGUCGCCGCCGUCUACUCUCACGAAAUUAAACCUGCAUUACUCGCCGGCGGCGGUUCCGGCUGGUUUCGAACCGGCGGUUUCCGGUCCGGCGAGGAGCGAGAAUUUCUUAUAGAAUUGAAAUCCGGUCCGUCACGGCGGCGGGAGCAGCGGCGCGUGCUGUUCAUACAAUGCUCGUACAAAGAUCCGUUAACGCUACAGUCUGUACGGCACGAUGACCAGGUGGCGCUUCCCGUGCCUCCGCCACGCGCCGGCGGGUCAUCGACGCACCUCAAAUGCUUAUUCAUUACGACACGCGCCGUCGCCGAGAGUAAAAGAUUAGUCCAACGAAACGACGUCGUAGGGGCGAAGCGUAUGUUGGUUUCGGGUCGGGCUUUGGUUCUAAAAUCGGGUUCGAGUUCGGAUCCGGAUUCCGUCGUGCAGUUUGUCCGGCGGCUUGAUGCGGAGCUGGCUGAGCUGAGCUGGACGGAACAAGGGCAGCUGGUAGGAAGGAGCAACUCUGGUAGCGAAGCCGGAAGCGUGGAGGACAAGCCCGAGCCGCUUACGCCGACGUCGGCUUGGAGGGCGGCUGAGCGGCUGGCAAAAGUAGCCAUCAUGAGGAAGUCAUUGAAUAGAGUCAGCGACUUACACGGCUUCGAAGACGCUAGAUUUUAAAUAGAAACUAUUAAACAAAUAGAUAAUAAAAAGAGUAAUUGAAUUUACAUUAUAAAGGACAAAAAUUUAGGACAAGUGGUGGGAGCAUUCUGGAAAGCCCAUGUAGCGGCGCUUUAAUUUGUGCACAACACAUUACUUUUUAUUUUCAUUAAAUUAGAUUUUAUCUUUUUCUUACCCAUUUUUUUAUAAGAAAACCAUCACUCUUGCAAAAUAUUAUUUCAUCCGUUCAUAAACUAAUGUCCUACUUUUUCAUUUGGGAUAUUCAAUAACUAUUGUCC